Molecule: messenger RNA, 486 nt
Organism: Mixia osmundae IAM 14324
Lineage: Eukaryota; Fungi; Basidiomycota; Mixiomycetes; Mixiales; Mixiaceae
Exons: 1
Coding region: 1-486 (161 amino acids)
Source: RefSeq, a predicted model, not a curated record
AUGCGACCGCUGCAACGCUGCUUGCUUGGCCGGAGGGCGUACACAAGUGGAUGCCAGUCGAGCAGACAGCGCUUGGAGAGGCUCGUGAGCUUCUACCACGAAUCUAGCACGUUUGCCAACGACAAGGAUCUGUCGAGCAAAGUCGACGAUGCCUUUCUCACGACAGCCUAUCAGAAGCCAGAGGCACUCGUCGAUCUCCUCUCUAGUGAUACCGCCAACCGACAGUUCCAGUCAGAGUCUCACGAGGGACGGAGGCGGACAGCUCAGCUACGCUCCAACCGACCCAUCACUGAGCUCCUCGACGGGCUCGACGUCGAGAGCAUCAAGGGAACUUCAGCGCUCGAGAGUGACCGGCUCAGGAAGAUCUUUGACGCUCUCCAUGGCACCUCGGACGGCGGCAAGGCCGGCAUCGACGUCGUCCAGGAGCGAGCUGCCGAAUUGCGAGCAGACGGUGACGCCUUGGACGCUCCCACGCGCAAGGAUUGA